Neopelma chrysocephalum (saffron-crested tyrant-manakin) is the source of this 1835-nucleotide messenger RNA. It is a transcript of the gene THNSL2, whose product is annotated as threonine synthase like 2. Bases 138 to 1622 code for a protein of 494 amino acids. Gene Ontology annotation, biological process: dephosphorylation; 2-oxobutyrate biosynthetic process. The record is from RefSeq and is a predicted model, not a curated record. Gene Ontology annotation, molecular function: pyridoxal phosphate binding. The transcript is spliced from 9 exons. Lineage: Eukaryota; Metazoa; Chordata; Aves; Passeriformes; Pipridae.
ACGGGGACAAGUUUUCCGUGAGCACAAGUGCAAAGGGUGAGCGGGUUGGAAGCGGUGGCAGCAGGCUGUUUGUUCGCUCUCCUGCCGCCCAUCCCUUGCCAAGGGGCUGCAGCGUUGGCCCAAGUGCCCGAGCAGCCAUGGAGUACAUCAGCACACGGGGCGGCACGGGGGCCGUUGACUUCGAGGGAGCCCUUUUCUCCGGCUACGCGCCCGACGGGGGCCUGUUCAUGCCCCAGAACAUCCCCUCGCUGGACAGGGACACCCUGCGGCGCUGGAGCAGCCUGUGCUACCGUGGGCUGGUCAAGGAGCUGUGCUCCCUCUUCAUCCCAGCCGACCUGGUCCCACGGAACACACUCAGUGACCUGAUCGACAGGGCCUUCAGCAGGUUCAGGCACGAGGAUGUUGUCCAUUUAUCCAGGCUGAAAGAUGGGCUGAAUGUUUUGGAGCUGUGGCACGGGGUUACUUUUGCGUUUAAGGAUCUGUCCUUGUCCUGCACAGGGCAGUUUUUGCAAUAUUUCUUGGAGAAAAAGCAGAAGCACAUCACUAUUCUGGUGGGGACUUCAGGGGACACAGGGAGCUCAGCCAUCGAGAGUGUGAGAGGGCAGAAGAACAUGGACAUCUUUGUUCUGCUGCCCAAGGGGCUCUGCACCCAGAUACAGGAACUUCAGAUGACCACUGUCAUUGAAGACAAUGUCCACGUCUUUGCUGCUCAUGGGAACAGCGAUGAAAUCGAUGAGCCCAUCAAGGAACUGUUCGCCGAUGACAAUUUUGCCAGAAAAUACAAUUUGAUGAGCUUGAAUUCCAUCAACUGGUCUAGGAUUAUGGUGCAGAUUGCUCACUACUUCUAUGCUUACUUUCAGUGUGCCCCAUCCCUGGAUACCACCCCGUUGCCAGUGGUGGAAAUUGUUGUGCCAACAGGAGGAGGAGGAAAUAUCACAGCUGGCUGUAUUGCCCAGAAAAUGGGUCUCCCGAUUCGAGUUGUUGCCGUGGUGAACAGCAAUGACAUCAUUCAUAGAACUGUCCAACAUGGAGAUUUCUCAGUGGCAGAGAAUGUGAAGGCUACAUUAGCAUCAGCCAUGGAUAUUCAGGAGCCUUACAAUGUGGAGAGGAUCCUGUGGCUGCUCUCAGGCUCUGACAGCAGCCUGAUUAAAACGCUGAUGGAGCAAUUCAGCGUAUCGAAAAGCCUAAAGCUGCCGGAGGAUUUGCACAGAAAGCUCUCCGAGACCCUGCGAUCCUGCUCAGCCUCCGACGAGGAUAUUGUUGGAGCCAUGCGGCGCUGCUGGGAGGAAAACCAGUACCUGCUGUGCCCCCACUCUGCCGUGGCUGCUCACUACCACUACUCUCAGCCAGACGGCAUUCCCCGGUGUUGCUUAGCUCCAGCCUCCGCAGCCAAAUUUCAGGAUGCCGUGCUCCGAGCUGGCCUGGUUCCCCAGAUUGUCCCUGAAAUCACUGCCCUAACAAAGAUGGAGACGAGGUCCACUCCCUUGGAGCGGGGACAGGACUGGGCACAGGUGCUCCGGGGGCGGAUUGGAGCUGUGGCACGGCAGUGGGAGGCAGGGGGGGGUCAGUUUGCACCCCUGGGGCAGCAGGGGAUCAGGGGGCAGGUAGUCACACAGACCUGAGGUACUGGGCACAGCUGGCCAAUGCCUCCCAGGGCUCAUUCUCCGUUCCCAGGAAAGCCCCAUGUUAUGGUGGGAGCCUCCGUGCAAUGAUUUAUUAGCAAGAACGCACUUCCCCAUUGAAGUAUAUGGACUAUUUCAUAAUAUUUUUAGUAAAGAGCUCUGCAAUUGUAUCCCCUUUGUCCUAAUAAUUCAUAAAAUCUGAUUGAAACUCUG